Molecule: messenger RNA, 477 nt
Organism: Tribolium madens (black flour beetle)
Lineage: Eukaryota; Metazoa; Arthropoda; Insecta; Coleoptera; Tenebrionidae
Gene: Dad1
Product: dolichyl-diphosphooligosaccharide--protein glycosyltransferase subunit DAD1
Exons: 2
Coding region: 89-427 (112 amino acids)
Biological process (GO): protein N-linked glycosylation
Cellular component (GO): membrane; oligosaccharyltransferase complex
Source: RefSeq, a predicted model, not a curated record
UGGCAACACUGUGUCCACUUGUCACAAUUGACAGCGUGUCAAUUUAAUUAAAAAAAGCUCUUUGAAUCAAAAAAUACCUAUCUUCAAAAUGCCACAGGUGACUUCAGUUAUUGCCAAAUUUUUCAAUGAAUAUAAUUCAAAAACACCAAAGAAACUGAAAUGUAUUGAUGCUUAUUUGUUGUACAUUUUAUUAACCGGUAUCGUCCAAUUUGUUUAUUGCUGUCUUGUGGGUACUUUUCCCUUUAAUUCUUUUCUUAGUGGAUUUAUUUCUUGUGUUAGUAGUUUUGUCUUGGCAGUGUGUUUAAGACUGCAAGUAAAUCCAGAAAACAAGAAUCAAUUUGCCGGAAUAAGCCCAGAGAGGGGUUUUGCUGACUUUAUUUUCGCUCACGUGGUCUUACAUUUAGUCGUAAUGAAUUUCAUUGGUUAAUAAUGUAUUUUGUAAAAUGAGAUAAUUUCAAUAAAUUGCAAAAAGUUACA